Molecule: messenger RNA, 1602 nt
Organism: Phlebotomus papatasi
Lineage: Eukaryota; Metazoa; Arthropoda; Insecta; Diptera; Psychodidae
Exons: 3
Coding region: 110-1579 (489 amino acids)
Source: RefSeq, a predicted model, not a curated record
UCCCCUACUCCUUAAAAAAUGUAAUUGUCAACAUUGUGCUGUAAAAACAUUUCUUCUUCCUCCAAAAAGUUCCCAAAAAGUCGUGAAAAAGAAUUUAUUUGGCGGCAAAAUGUCGCAAAACUCUGAAAAGAACUAUUUAGGCUUCGACGAUGUGGCUGUUUAUCGGAUCCCGAUGAAAAAGUACCGGAAACGGGCAUGCCGGAGCACAAGAGAUCAGCAUUCGGCCUUUGUGGAGUACAUUGAGAAGCGUCCCUGUGUCCUGGAUCCCACGCAUUCGGCGUACGAGCGAGUCUGGGAUGAACUGACCACAAUUCUCAAUGCCAGAGGUCCACGUCGGACGUCGGAUCAGUGGCAGACGAAUCUGAGGGAUUGGCGUUAUGCCACAGCCUUCAAGUACAAGCGAGCUAAGAAGAUGGGUAUCUGGAAUCUGACGGAAGUUGAGGAGAAAUUCCUAAAAAUAACGGGACGGAUGCCAAGGGACUCUAAGGAUAAGAACCUGGUGAUUUUGUCUUCCGAUGAUGAUACCCAGCCACCAAAACUUGAACUUAGCACUGAAGUGGAAGAUGAGGAAGAGGUUGGGGAUGAGACUCCUGUUCUCAUGGAAGUGACACAGUCGCCUCAGCGGGAAGAAUUUGAAGAGAGUGGGGCAGAAAAUCCGGAUAUUUCUUCUGUGUGGUUCCCGGAGAACAAAAAAGAGAUUAUGAUUGAUGUUACGGAGGAGGGAGAGGAUGUUCUGAAGCAGCCUCAGAGUCAGAAGCAGGUCCUGACCAGUCCCAAACAAUUCAUCUGCAAUCCAAUGAGGAAGUGGACAGAACAGGAAGUCAGUUGUCUCAUUAGCUACAUCAAGAGUACUCUGUGGGACUUUGAGAAGCCAAAGCCUGAUGUUUACUACCGAAGAUUCCUGUCCAUGUAUCCUUCAAUUUCCUUCGAUGUUGGCAUGAAGUGGAGCAUAGUCAAAGGGAAGAUUACCUUCCUCCGGCAGCAGUAUGGGCAGGCCAAGGCAUGGCUCAAAGGAACCUUUGGGAUGGAUUUGCCUUUUAAAAGUCUCUCGGUCAAAGCACAAGUUCAACUGCUCACAAGGUGUCCUCACUAUCGGGAAUUGGAUGAGAUCUUCACUACAAAAAUCCGUCCAGUGCCCGGGAAGAUUGCGGAUGGAGAUAGCAAUUCAAAGAUGCCUGGGAGUGAUUUGAAGAUCACCCUCCCGCCCCAAAUAACAGUGAGAAACUUGAAGACAAAGCAAGUUCUCAGCAAAAGCCUCAUCCCAUCGUCAUCCAGGACGGAAAUCCUGCAAGAAUCACCAUCAAAUGCGUCUAAGGAGUUGCAGGAGGAGAAGUUGGAUCUUGAGAUUCGGCGUUUUGAGCUGGAGAAGAGGAGGUACGAGCAUGAGAAGUACAUGAACCGGCAGAGGUUUCUCUUCGAAAGUGACAUGCGGAAGAAGGAGCAGGAACUGAGGAAACUGGAGUUGGAGAAUGAACGACUGGAAGUGGAGAAGAUGGUGGAGAUUGAGAGGUUACGGCUGAGGCAGGAGGAACGCGUGGAGAGAUUCAAAAUCGAGAUGGAAUAUGAGUUGAAAGAAUAAAUUCAAAUUUCGCUAGAAACAAA